This is a messenger RNA of Gongylonema pulchrum, 417 nucleotides long. The record is from the annotation of a GenBank genome assembly. Lineage: Eukaryota; Metazoa; Nematoda; Chromadorea; Rhabditida; Gongylonematidae.
CUGCAGAUAAUUGCAACGUACAGUGGUCACGACGAAUACGUUAAUGAAUUAGCACUGCAGUCAGCAAAUGUGUUUCUCAGUGCAUCCGAGGAUGGUACGGUUCGUCUUUGGGAUACACGUUCCAAGGACAACCAUAUUUUCCGCGUGGCUGCAAACGAAAAGCUUCGACAAGACAGCUGUGGCCGAGGAAUUUGCGCUUUGGAUGCUGAGGAAGAUUUCAUGUUCGAUUACACAGGACAGCACGUAACGUCGGUAAAAACACCGCUGUCUUCCAUAUAUUCCAUUCAGACGAAUUUGUCAAUACCGAAUGGAAUGACAGCUGUUGCGGGCGACUCACCGCUGAUCAGUAUCUUCCUAAACCUCGGCUACGUUGCGUUCAAUUUUUCAGCUGCAUCAGAUCAUACUGUGCCGCAGUAA